Messenger RNA from Aricia agestis (brown argus), 477 nucleotides. RefSeq names its product 40S ribosomal protein S27 (gene RpS27). Lineage: Eukaryota; Metazoa; Arthropoda; Insecta; Lepidoptera; Lycaenidae. Bases 91 to 345 code for a protein of 84 amino acids. Gene Ontology annotation, molecular function: RNA binding; structural constituent of ribosome. The transcript has 3 exons. Gene Ontology annotation, cellular component: cytosolic small ribosomal subunit; ribosome. The record is from RefSeq and is a predicted model, not a curated record. Gene Ontology annotation, biological process: ribosomal small subunit assembly; translation.
CACCAGAACUCUUUUAUUUAUGGGCAAGUAAUAUUGUCUUUGUCACAUAGAUCGUCUUUCCUUUUCCGGUUCUGCAUCGUAGCUGAAACCAUGCCGCUCGCAAUCGACUUAUUGCACCCUUCCCCAGUGUCGGAGAGGAGGAAGCACAAGCUGAAGAGGCUCGUGCCACAUCCCAACUCGUAUUUCAUGGAUGUGAAGUGCCCAGGAUGUUACAAAAUCACAACCGUAUUCAGUCACGCUCAAAGGGUUGUUGUAUGUGCAGGAUGCUCCACCAUCCUCUGCCAGCCCACAGGUGGCCGUGCUAGAUUAACUGAAGGAUGUUCGUUUAGGAGAAAACAACACUAAAAGUACCAUAGAGAGAGCCGUAAUUUUAAGAUUGCAUUUUAUUUCCAAGAAUUUAAAAAUGAACGAGCGAUGAGUUUUUUCUUGUUCAUUGGAUUUGUUAAGGCACUAUAAAUAAAGGCUUUUUCAAACGGU